Molecule: messenger RNA, 1299 nt
Organism: Trichoplax adhaerens
Lineage: Eukaryota; Metazoa; Placozoa; Uniplacotomia; Trichoplacea; Trichoplacidae
Exons: 1
Coding region: 1-1299 (432 amino acids)
Molecular function (GO): nucleic acid binding; zinc ion binding
Source: RefSeq, a predicted model, not a curated record
AUGGCAUUACAUAAACAGAAGGCAUAUAUGUAUGCGAAGGAAUUUAAUCUACGCUCAAUUCGAGACAAUUUACAGGCUUACAAUCUAGUAACUAGACAAUUUGAUCAACGUGAUAUAGAAAGCAACGUAAAUAUUCACAGAUUGGACAAAGGAAAGGUUUACGGAUCACUGAUAACAAUGCAAAGGCAUCCUCUAAUGGAUACCAAAGAAUCGACACCAACAGUGAAGAGAAAACAACGCAGAAGAAAAAGGCGAAAAAAAAAUAGUGGUACUAAGACUGUUACGAAUUCCGAUAACACUGGCAUGAAGCCUGUAGGGUCUACUGAAAGCCAUGUUAAGAAUCACAAGGAGCACCUUAAAUUACCAGAUAUAUUUCGAAGCGGUACGACUGCAAUUGAAAUGGAGUCUGAAAAUUUUGCGAAAGUUACUCCUAACGAUGAUACUGAAAUAAGAUCAAGUUACUUUGGUUUAGUCUCGUACAGUUCCAGUAGCAAUGAAGCAUCUGAUGCUUGUGAAAGCUGCAACAAUUUCAGUAAUGAUCGAAUUGCGAGCGUGUGCCGUCCAAAGUCCGAGAUAAGAACCUCGGGUAAAACAGAAACUUCCAGUGAAACAGAAGAAUAUGACUUCACUAAUAAUAACUGGAGAAAAAGUCACAGUAAUUUAUCUAGUUUUAAAUGUUGGAAAUGUAAACGUAUCGGUCACUUAGCUAAUGAUUGUACAGUAACUCCUAAUAUCGAUAGAUCUUUACCUUUAGCCUCUAAUAAUAAUAGUUAUCAACGAGGAAUUAAUACAUUUAAUAAGCGACACGCUUCAUCUAAAUUAAUCCACCUUUACCGUAAAUGUCGAAAAAUUAGAAAGCUUAAAGAUCCAUCAUGUAUACGAUGCGGUACAGAUACAAAUGUUGCACUUUGCCUUGAUUGCGAUACCAUGUUCUGCGAUGGAAAUGGUCAUUUAGUUGAUCAUCUCUUGGAACAUCCAGAUCAUAAUAAGUUAUUCUCCUUUAAGCUUCGUCGCUUAAUAAAGUGUUGUAAACCAACAUGCGAUAUUAUUGAUAUUUACAAACUCCGAAAAUGCUCGAUUUGCUUAGAUAAAUUCUCCUCUAGACAUUACAGUAUGAUAAAUGCCCUUUGGUCUCAAACAGGAAUAAGAAAUAUGCCGAACGCUGUCUGCUGUGAGGAUCAUUUUGAAUGGCAUCGAAUGAAUUGUGGAACGAUUAGCGAAGAAAUGUUUGCAGAUCAAAAAUUACUAGAAAAGAAGAAAUCAAGCGGAAACGGUUUUGUUAGCGAAUUUUUUUUUUAA